UGAACCCACCCUUACGAGCGCGUGCUCCAUUCGUGUUGUUGUUUUAUUGACCAAUAGCAUGUAGGGUACAAAGAGCAACGGGUUAAUGUACGUCCCUUAGAGGGAAGGUUCGAGCUAAAAGUCCAAAGGAUUAUCAAAGUCCUUCACCGAAAAGCUUGAAGCCACUCCAGCCGGUAUAGCAGUGAAAACCGAAGGGAAAGAUUUGGAAGAAGUUCAACGAAUUAGGAACAUACACAAUAGGACAAAGAUGCUACUGUACGUGGUAAGCGUCGUUUGUAACGUUGCACUGUGGCAGACGGUGUUUUGGAGUCUGGCUCCCAAAGUCAACCUUUGGAUUUUCCCGAGCUACAAGAGUCUGGAGAAAAAACUCAAGCUUGAAAUGAACAGGAACGUGAGCUCUACUACCUGCAGCAUCAUUCUGUCUGUCCUAUCUUGGUACGUCUUCCUUUUAAGACCUGACGUCAGCCCUAAACAUGUCGAGACGGAUCAACCAGUCGUGCGUUUCACCGUGUCAAUUUUCUUAGGCCAUACCAUCUCAGAAAUCCUUGCUAUGGCGUACCAGGGAACAUUACUGGAGGAAAAGGCCAUGCUGUGCCAUCACGUGUCUAGUCUGUUCUCUGGAUACGUCGGUGUGAGAGGUAAAGGUUUUUCAUACUUCGUGGUCAUGUUCCUGAUGUCGGAGUUAUCCACGCCGUUUGUUUCAUUGAGAGAAAGUUUGUACUUCACCGGGAAGGUCAAAUCCAAAGCAUACACUAUAAACGGCUACGCAAUGGUCGUCACAUUCUUUUUGGGCAGGAUCGCCAUUAUACCAUACUACUGGUACCACAUGUACCCCCACGUCGUGUCGGGGAAGGUGUUCCAAGUGGGCUGGGAUGCCGCCGUCACUGCGAUCUUUCUCUGGACCGUCUUGAACAUCUUAAACAUUUACUGGUUCUAUAAGAUGUUAAGAGGUGCUUUAAAACACUUGAUAUCAAAUAAGAAGAAUUGA
Branchiostoma floridae (Florida lancelet) is the source of this 988-nucleotide messenger RNA. Its product is annotated as TLC domain-containing protein 4-A-like. Gene Ontology annotation, biological process: lipid homeostasis. The record is from RefSeq and is a predicted model, not a curated record. Bases 248 to 988 code for a protein of 246 amino acids. NCBI's taxonomy places the organism in Eukaryota, Metazoa, Chordata, Leptocardii, Amphioxiformes, Branchiostomatidae. The transcript has 7 exons. Gene Ontology annotation, cellular component: endoplasmic reticulum; membrane.